AUGGGGUGUGGACUGUGGAGCGGUCUGAAUUCUGAAUGUUCCAAAAUUGAAGUGUGAAGAGAGAACAAUGGCCAACGUUUCAAUUCCAAUCCCACGGACAUGUUUGUCCAUACGCAACUACUCAACCAAACACCCACGUUUCACCACUUCAGCUUCACCGUUUACAAUUACUUGCUCUGUUGUAAGAGAAGCAGAGUUAGAUGGAUCUGAGAAUAAUAAACCAAGGUUACUUAAUUUCAACACAAUCAAGGGCGUUGCCUGUGGUAUUCUUGCAGCUUGCGCUGUUUCUUCUGCUUCAUUUCCCGUUACUGCUGCUACACAGAGGCUUCCUCCAUUGUCAACUGAGCCCAAUCGUUGUGAGCGUGCAUUUGUUGGCAACACAAUUGGUCAAGCAAAUGGUGUGUAUGACAAACCAUUAGAUCUCCGGAAAUGUGACUUCUCAAAUGAUAAAUCCAACCUGAAGGGAAAGUCCCUGACUGCAGCACUAAUGUCAGAUGCCAAGUUUGAUGGCGCCGACAUGACAGAAGUUAUAAUGUCGAAGGCUUAUGCUGUCGGGGCCAGCUUUAGAGGUGUGGACUUCUCAAAUGCAGUGUUGGACCGUGUUAAUUUCGGGAAAGCUGAUCUAAAAGGAGCUGUAUUUAGGAACACGGUUUUGUCGGGCUCCACCUUUGAUGAAGCUAAGCUAGAAGAUGUAGUUUUUGAGGACACUAUCAUUGGUUACAUUGAUCUCCAGAAGAUUUGCAGAAAUACAUCCAUUGGUGAGGACGGGAGAGCUGAGCUAGGAUGUCGAUGAUAAUUACUCACUUUCUUCAUUCAUGUCUUCUUUUUUCUUGUAAACUACUAUACCGUGAUAUAUAUAAGAGUAUUUUGCUGAGGUGAACUAGUACAUGUUUGCUACAUUCAUGUCUUCUUUUCUUUUCCUUUGUAGUUUUUUAUUAUUUCAUUUGAGUUCAGUUCAACUUGCAAAUUGAAGACGUUAA
Molecule: messenger RNA, 980 nt
Organism: Cicer arietinum (chickpea)
Lineage: Eukaryota; Viridiplantae; Streptophyta; Magnoliopsida; Fabales; Fabaceae
Product: thylakoid lumenal 17.4 kDa protein, chloroplastic
Source: RefSeq, a predicted model, not a curated record